UAGCACACACGUGGGAGAAACGAGAAGAGCAAUGGAAAGUGCAACACUAAAACUAUUAGUGAUAGGAAAUGAACAUUCAUUGUGAUGCUAUACAGACAGACGCCGGAUAGAUGAGUGCGUCAGGGUUGGGACUUGAUCUGGUAAACCUCCUCCCCCCUUCAUCGCACCUCUGAAAGCUGUAGUGUACAGCACCGAGACAACCAUUGAAUGAACGGGACCUUGGCGUAUCAGUUAUCAUCAUGAUGUAUUGAGAUGGCCUUACUGGUUUCAGAAAAGUCGCACUAAGGUUAUGUUUUUGGAGUAAAUGCGUAUGUGGUAAAACGCACACCAUGGCGCUUUAUGGACACAUACGAUUGUUGUCUGUUUUACUAGGAACAUUCCUGUCCUUCUGUCUCCUUCUUUAUGAGUGUAAAGAGCUGGAUGGCUACAAGUUUCCAGUAUAUUCAACAGAAUUAUGCCCCAGAAAUCAGACAGAGUGGAACGAGAGGUCGUCUGCUAUCAACUGUACCAAAGACAAUGGAUACUUGUGUUUCCCGAAUGAAAAGUUCACCCAGCUACUGGAGUUUUGUCAUAGAGCUCGUUUCAUAUGGAUACAGGAAGGUUAUUGUUUGUAUCUAAGAACAGAUGACUCGACGAUAUAUUCAUACAGCUGCAGUAGUUUCCAAUCCGGAUCCGAAUGUCACAAUUCUUCCUUUCCAUCAUAUGAUUUGUUUAAAUAUCCGAGUUGUACAUCAAUUGGAAAUGGUUGUUUCCUUGCCGAACCAUCUUGUAAAGGUAUUGACACAACAACUCAACCUCCAGAAACUACGAAAACAAUACAGGUGGCGAUUGCUUCUAUGAAUGCAAACAAAACACUUGAAAAGAAUGAAUUUGCCAUCAAUGAUGAAGUGACCGUGAUACCAAUACUUUACGGAGUACUGAUCUCUCUCUCCCUCUUCUGUAUUGCGUAUAUCAUUUAUAGGAGAGGUAUUCAACUCCGGAAAAGACGUGAUGACGAAGAACAACCAUUGAUUCGCACGGAUAUAUGCGAUAAUGCAGAACUGGUUGUACAAGAAUCGCCAGUUGAUCGAGCUAUAUUUAUGCAGUGGCAGGAUGACAACAGACAAUUUGUUUCAACACGAGCUUGUAAAGCAGUAGAAAAGCUCAUAAAAAGUCAGAACCUGGUGGUUGUGACUGGUAACUCGGGGUCAGGGAAGUCCGCCAUUAUACAACAUAUAGCGUUGUGGUUUAGGAGUCAAGGAUGGAAGGUGAAACCCGUAUAUAACGUGAAAGAAAUCGCUGAUACAUAUUCCUCAGUAGAUGGAUCACAAAGCAGACUCCUUUUUGUAUUCAAUGAUCCUAUUGGCAACGAAUCUUUCGACGAAAUAGCCUAUAAUUCAUGGAAGGAACACGAUGAAAGGUUAAAAGCUUUUUUAAAAAAUAGCAAGAUGUUGCUCUCAAGUAGAAAAUAUAUUCUGUUUGAUGAUAGGGUUAAAGGAAUGUUAAACGAUAAAUCAUGCAGCAUUGAUCUUAGUGAAGACAAACAUAAACUGAAUAAUGAAGAAAAAGAAACCAUUUUAAGGAGUUACGCAUCAAACAGUGGUCUUUUAAAAGACGAUAUUAGUGGAAUUUUGACGACUGAGGAGUAUUUUCCGUUAUUAUGCAAACUUUAUUUUAGCGACGAAAAUAACCAGACAAUAGGACCGCGAUUUUUUAAAGAACCUUUUAACGUAUGUCAGGAACAAAUAAGAAAUUUCAGAAAUGACCCCAAAAAGGGAUGCAACGAAAAAUACUGUGCGCUUGUUCUUCUUGUUCUGUGUAACAAUCAGCUUUGUGUUGAGGAUAUACAUGAAAAGGAUUGCUUAAAGGAAAAAUUUGAACUUGCUUUGAAACUCUGUGGAAUGAUGGCAAACACAGCAUCUCAUAUUAUUGGUGACGCUCUGAAGACUCUAGAGGGAUUUUUUGUCAAGAAGAUUGACGACACCUAUCAUUUUUAUCACGAUUUUGUUAUGGAAGUUACCACCUAUGUGUUUGGAACAGACUAUCCGAGAGAAACAAUAAAGUAUGCAGAUAUUGGUUUCCUUAGACGACGUGUAAACUUAAAAAGCAGUGACGACAAUAGAAAAGAAGAAGUUGAUAAAUUUACCAUAUAUCUAAAUGAUAAAUAUGUAAGCGAUCUAGCGGAUAGACUUUUUAAUGAUGUGUUUGGAGAUCGUCUGUUGGAUGUUGUUCUAAAUCCAUGUGUGAGGAAUGAGAAGGUGGCUACAUGUUUCAUACAAAAAUUAAAAGAAUGCCCCAAAAAACUGCACAACUUACUUGCCAAAAAACAGCUUCACGAAGAGUUAAGAAAACAAAAAAACAAUCAAGAAUCAAAACAGUCAUUCGGUUCCAAACUUGAAUUUCUGUUUUAUGAAUAUAAAGUGCAAAUUCUUAGUGCUAUAAUUGUAUUUUGUCAUACAGAUGUUUCAAAACAUUGUUUAGAAACUCUACAGCGAAUGCAAAAUUCUCUUAAAUAUACUUCUCUUUUUUCUGCGGUAUGUUGCAAUGGUUCGAUGGAUUUGUUCAAUGUCUUUCCAAAAGAACAAAUUAAAUGGUUUUUGGUAAAAAAAUGGGGGCAAUACAAUCCUAUUCACAUUGUUUCCCAGUUUCAUAAUCAUGAAAUAUUGCGGGAGCUGAUUCAGGUGAGGAAUAAUGUGAAUUUGAAAACCAGGGGGAUAUAUGAAUACACUCCCUUGAUGCUGUCAGUUUUUAAUACGGACACAAGCGAACACAAAAAUAAGGAAACAAGAAAUCAGUCAAUUGAUAUCACUGUUGAACUUUUACUGACUCAUGGAGCUGAAAUUAAUUUAUGUGAACAUUUCGCAGGGAGUCCUCUCCAUAUAGCAAGUCAAAAAGGGAACGAUUACAUUGUAGAACUUUUGUUAAGUAAAGGAGCAGAUAUUAAUUUAUGUGACCUACACAAAGAAACUCCUCUCCAUAAAGCAAGUGAAGGAGGACAUGAAAGCACUGUGCAACGUUUAUUAGAAAAAGGAGCAGAUAUUCAUUCAUGUGCCCUAAAAGAAGAAACUCCUCUACAUAAAGCCAGUAAAGGAGGACAUGAUAGCACUGUACAACUUUUAUUAGAUAAAGGAGCAGAUAUUAAUUCAUGUGAUACAAACAAGGAAACUCCUCUACAUAAAGCCAGUGAAGGAGGACAUGAUAGCAUGGUACAACUUUUAUUAGAAAAAGGAGCAAAUAUUAAUUCAUGUGAUAAAAACAAGAAAACUCCUCUACAUAAAGCUAGUAAAGGAGGACAUAUAAGAACUGUACAACUCUUAUUAGAUAAAGGAGCAGAUAUUAAUUCAUGUGACAAACACAAAGAAACUCCUCUACAUAAAGCUAGUAAAGGAGGACAUCAAAUCACUGUGCAACUUUUAUUAGAAAAAGGAGCAGAUAUUAAUUCAUUUCAUACAGGCAAAGAAACUCCCCUACAUAAAGCCAGUAAAGGAGGACAUGUAAGCACUGUGCAACUUUUAUUAGAAAAAGGAGCAGAUAUUCAUUCAUGUGACCUAAAAGAAGAAACUCCUCUACAUAAAGCCAGUAAAGGAGGACAUGAUAGCACUGUACAACUUUUAUUAGAUAAAGGAGCAGAUAUUAAUUCAUGUGAUACAAACAAGGAAACUCCUCUACAUAAAGCCAGUGAAGGAGGACAUGAUAGCAUGGUACAACUUUUAUUAGAAAAAGGAGCAAAUAUUAAUUCAUGUGAUAAAAACAAGAAAACUCCUCUACAUAAAGCUAGUAAAGGAGGACAUAUAAGAACUGUACAACUCUUAUUAGAUAAAGGAGCAGAUAUUAAUUCAUGUGACAAACACAAAGAAACUCCUCUACAUAAAGCUAGUAAAGGAGGACAUCAAAUCACUGUGCAACUUUUAUUAGAAAAAGGAGCAGAUAUUAAUUCAUUUCAUACAGGCAAAGAAACUCCCCUACAUAAAGCCAGUAAAGGAGGACAUGUAAGCACUGUGCAACUUUUAUUAGAUAAUGGAGCAGAAUUUACCAUGUGUGGCACAAACAAAGAAACUCUUCUGCUUACUGCUAGUGAAUUUGGACUUGAAAGCAUUGUGCAACGUUUAUUAGAAAAAGGAGCAGAUAUUCAUUCAUGUGACCUAAAAGAAGAAACUCCUCUACAUAAAGCCAGUAAAGGAGGACAUGAAGGAACUGUACAACUUUUACUAGAAAAAGGAGCAGAUAUUAAUUCAUGUGACACAAACAAAGAAACUCCUCUACAUAAAGCCAGUCAAUGGGGACAUGAAGGAACUGUACAACUUUUAUUAGAUAAUGGAGCAGAUAUUAAUUCAUGUGACAAAUACAAAGAAACUCCUCUACAUAAAGCCAGUAAAUGGAUAAAUGAAAGCACUGUACAACUUUUAUUAGAUAAUGGAGCAGAUUAUAAUUCAUGUGACACAAAGAAAGAAACUCCUCUACAUAAAGCCAGUGAACGGGGACGUGAAAGCUUUGUAAUACUUUUAUUAGAUAAUGGAGCAAAUAUUAAUUCAUGUGAUACAAACAAGAAAACUCCUCUACAUAAAGCUAGUAAAGGAGGACGUAUAAGAACUGUACAACUCUUAUUAGAUAAAGGAGCAGAUAUUAAUUCAUGUGACAAAUACAAAGAAACUCCCCUACAUAAAGCCAGUAAAGGAGGACAUCAAAGCACUGUGCAACUUUUAUUAGAAAAAGGAGCAAAUAUUAAUUCAUGUGACACAAACAAAGAAACCUCUCUGCAAAAAGCCAGUGAAGGAGGACAUGAAAGCACUGUUGAACUUUUAUUAGAAAAAGGAGCAGAUGUUUAUCCAUGUGACCUUAACAAAGAAACUCCUCUACAUAAAGCCAGUAGACGGGGACAUGAUAGCACGGUACAACUUUUAUUAGAAAAAGGAGCAAAUAUUAAUUCAUGUGACACAAACAAAGAAACUCCUCUACAUAAAGCCAGUAGACGGGGACAUGAUAGCACAGUACAACUUUUAUUAGAAAAAGGAGCAGAUAUUAAUUCAUGUGACACAAACAAAGAAUCUCCUCUUCAUAAAGCAAUUAAAUGUGGCUAUGAGAGCACUGUAAAGUUUUUAUUAAAUAAAGAAGCAGAGAUAACUAUGUGUGACACAAACAAAGAAACUCUUCUGCUUAAUGCUAGUGAAUUUGGACUUGAAAGCAUUGUGCAAUAUUUAUUAGAAAAAGGAGCAGAUAUUAAUUCAUGUGACACAAACAAAGAAACUCCUCUACAUAAAGCCAGUGAUAGUGGACAUAAAGGAACUGUACAACUUUUACUAGAAAAAGGAGCAGAUUAUAAUUCAUGUGACACAAACAAAGAAACUCCUCUACAUAAAGCCAGUGAAGGAGGACAUGAAAGCACUGUACAGCUUUUAUUAGAAAAAAGAGCAGAUAUUAAUUCAUGUGACACAAACAAAGAAACUCCUCUACAUAAAGCCAGUGAAUGGGGACGUGAAAGCAUUGUACAACUUUUAUUAGAAAAAGGAGCAGAUAUUAAUUCAUGUGAUACAAACAAAGAAACUCCUCUACAUAAAGCCAGUGCAGAAGGAGAUGAUAGCACUGUGCAACUUUUAUUAGAAAGAGGAGCAGAUAUUAAUUCAUGUGACCUUAACAAUGAAACUCCUCUACAUAAAGCCAGUGAAGGAGGACAUGAAAGCACUGUACAGCUUUUAUUAGAAAAAAGAGCAGAUAUUAAUUCAUUUGACACAAACAAAAAAACUCCUCUACAUAAAGCCAGUGAAGGAGGACAUGAAGAAACUGUGCAACUGUUAUUAGAAAAAGGAGCAGAUGUUAAUUCAUGUGACAAACACAAAGAAACUCCUCUACAUAAAGCCAGUGAAGGAAGACAUGAAAGCACUGUGGAACUUUUAUUAGAUAACGGAGCAGAUAUUAAUUCAUGUGACACAAACAAAGAAACUCCUCUACAUAAAGCCAGUGAAUGGGGACAUGAUAGCACGGUACAAUUUUUAUUAGAAAAAGGAGCAGAUAUUAAUUCAUGUGACACAAACAAAGAAUCUCCUCUACAUAAAGCAAUCAAAUGUGGCCGUGAGAGCACUGUAAAGUUUUUAUUAGAUAAAGGAGCAGAGAUUACUAUGUGUGACACAAACAAAGAAACUCUUCUGCUUAAUGCUAGUGAAUUUGGACUUGAAAGCACUGUGCAACUUUUAUUAGACAAAGGAGCAGAUAUAAAUUCAUGUGACAAAUAUAAAGAAACUCCUCUAGAUAAAGCCAGUAGACGGGGACGUGAAAGAACUGUACAACUUUUAUUAGAUAAAGGAGGAGAUAUUAAUUCAUGUGACCUAAACAAAAAAACUCCUCUACAUAAAGCCAGUGCAGGAGGACAUGAUAACACUGUGCAACUGUUAUUAGAGAGAGGAGCAGAUAUUAAUUCAUUUGACUUUAACAAUGAAACUCCUCUACAUAAAGCCAGUGAAGGAGGACAUGAAAGCACUGUACAGCUUUUAUUAGAUAAAGGAGCAGAUAUUAAUUCAUGUGACACAAACAAAGAAACCUCUCUGCAAAAAGCCAGUGAAGGAGGACAUGAAAGAACUGUGCAACUGUUAUUAGAAAAAGGAGCAGAUGUUAAUUCAUGUGACCUUAACAAAGAAACUCCUCUACAUAAAGCCAGUGAAGGAAGACAUGAAAGCACUGUUGAACUUUUAUUAGAUAAAGGAGCAAAUAUUAAUUCAUGUGACACAAACAAAGAAACUCCUCUACAUAAAGCCAGUAGACGGGGACGUGAAAGCACUAUACAUCUUUCUUUAAGUAACGGAAAAUAUUGUAAGGUAUGUCACUUAAAGAAAGAAACUCUUCUACAUAAAGCCAGUGAAUGGGGACAUGAUAGCACGGUACAACUUUUAUUAGAAAAAGGAGCAGAUAUGUAUUCAUGUGACGCAAACAAAAAAUUUCCUCUACAUAAUAUAAUUCAACAUUGCCCUGACAUCCCUGUUAAGUUUGUUUUAGAUAAGGGAGCAGAGAUUACUAUGUGUGACCCAUCCAAAGAAACACUUCUGCUUAAUGCUAGUGAAUUUGUUUUUGAAAGCAAUGUACAAUUUUUAUUCGACAAAGGAACAGAUAUUAAUUCAUGUGACAGAUUUAACAUAACUCUUCCACAUAAAGCCAGACGGGGACGUGAAAGAACUGUACAACUUUUAUUAGAUAAAGGAGCAAAUAUUAAUUCAUGUGACGCAAACGAAGAAACUCCUCUACAUAAAGCCAGUGCAGGAGGACAUGAUAGCACUGUGCAACUUUUAUUAGAAGAAGGAGCAGAUAUUAAUUCAUUUGACACAAACAAAGAAACUCCUCUACAUAAAGCCAGUGAAGGAGGACAUGAAAGCACUGUACAGCUUUUAUUAGAUAAAGGAGCAGAUAUUCAUUCAUUUGACAAAAACAAAGAAACUCCUCUACAUAAAGCUAGUGAAGGAGGGCAUGAAAGCACUGUACAUUGGUUAUUCGAUUUUCUAGAUAUUGAAAGUGAAUAUGAACAUGAAAGCACUGUACAACUUUUAUUAGAUAAAGGAGCAAAUAUUGAUUCAUGUAACACAAACAAAGAAACUCCUCUACAUAAAGCCAGUGAAAAGGGACAUAAAGGAACUGUACAACUUUUACUAGAAAAGGGAGCAGAUUAUAAUUUAUGUGACACAAACAAAGAAACUCCUCUACAUAAAGCAAGUAUACUGCGAAGUGAAGGAACUGUACAACUUUUAUUAGAUAAAGGCGCAGAUAUUUAUUUAUGUGAUAUAAACAAUGAAACUCCUCUACAUAAAGCCAGUGAAUGGGGACGUAAAUGCACUGUUCAACUUUUAUUAGAUAAAGGAGUAGAUAUUAAUUCAUGUGACACAAACAAUGAAACUCCUUUACAUAAAGCCAGUGAAUGGGGACGUAAAUGCACUGUUCAACUGUUAUUAGAAAAAGGAGCAGAUAUUAAUUCAUAUGACAACUACAAAGAAACCCCUUUGCAAAAAGCCAUUAGAACGGGACAUGAAAGCACGGUACAACUUUUAUUAGACAAAGGAGCAGAAAUUAAUUCAUGUGACACAAACAAAGAAACUCCUCUAUAUAAAGCCAGUGAAUGCUGACAUGGAAGCAUUAUUCAACUUUUAAUAGAUAAAAGAGCAGAUAUUAACUUUUGUGGCAAAAACAAACAAACUCCUCUACAUAUCACCGGUAAUUGGGGGCAUGAUAGCACUAUGCAACGUUUAAUAAAUAAAGGAGCCGACGUAAGUUUCCGUGAUGACGGAAAAACUCCUUUCCUUAGAUAAAGAACAAAAAGAAAAUACAUUUUACUAAAUUAUUGUUAUUUAGUAAAGCAGCAAACCUUAAGUCAUGUAUUGAUAAAAACAAACACAAAUUCUUUUACAUAUAGCCAGUGGAGAGGGACAUGAAAACACUGACAACUUUUAUUUGGUAAAGAAGUCAACUUUUAUUGAUGUAUUGAGGAAGGAUAAGCUUCACUUUAUAAAGCCAGUGAAGAGGAACGUGAUAGUAGUGUGAAGUUUAAAUAAGUCAAAACGCAGACAUUAAUUUAUGUGAUCAACACAAACAAACUUCUCUUCAUAAAGCCAGUAACCAGAAACCGGAAAUAAUUGAUUUUCAAUUUUUACUGAGUAAGGUAGCAAACGUAAAUUUAAGUAAUUUAUUCCAAGAAACUUAUUUGCAUAAAGU
Molecule: messenger RNA, 8664 nt
Organism: Magallana angulata
Lineage: Eukaryota; Metazoa; Mollusca; Bivalvia; Ostreida; Ostreidae
Exons: 8
Coding region: 330-8078 (2582 amino acids)
Molecular function (GO): protein binding
Source: RefSeq, a predicted model, not a curated record